AUGUCACAUUCUCAAACAACUCUUUCCAAAGUGUUAUUCGGAUGUAUUUUCAUCGCUACCAUAUGUCUUACACUGGUACAAUCAGGCAAACUUUAUGCUGCAACCUUUGACAUUAAAUGGCGAACUACUUCUGGAAGUGCACACCCUACUGGUGAAGCAGUACUCUCAUUGUUACAAGAGAGUGCUUGCGGAAAGAAAGACAAUAACAAUAACUUCCAAGCACCUUUUACGACCACCAAUCCGACAUGGACGAUGUACAUGACUCAUGCAGAAGAUGUUUCAGUUAGAGAUCAUGAGGGUCGUUGCCGCGCAAGGAGCAAAGUCACCCUGGCUAUCAACCAGAUGGAUGUUCAUAUCCGUAUCCGACUCAAUAAUUUAUGUUCCGAUGAAGCAUGUACCACCAAAAAUCUUGGUGGAAGCUUUUCAUGUGGUGUUGUAAAUGCCCCAGCAAAAACCGACCAGUUCUUUUCAAUCAACGGCGGGAAUGAAAUCAAAUGUACAAGAUGA
Messenger RNA from Melampsora larici-populina 98AG31, 507 nucleotides. RefSeq lists its product as uncharacterized. NCBI's taxonomy places the organism in Eukaryota, Fungi, Basidiomycota, Pucciniomycetes, Pucciniales, Melampsoraceae. The transcript is spliced from 5 exons. The record is from RefSeq and is a predicted model, not a curated record. Bases 1 to 507 code for a protein of 168 amino acids.